Molecule: messenger RNA, 408 nt
Organism: Iphiclides podalirius (scarce swallowtail)
Lineage: Eukaryota; Metazoa; Arthropoda; Insecta; Lepidoptera; Papilionidae
Source: the annotation of a GenBank genome assembly
AUGAGCACUUACGCUACGACGCCGUCGAUACGGCACGAGGGAGGGGCGAGCGGGGACACCUCAAUACCCGGUCAUCGGGGGGGACUGUUAGAGCGGGGCACGCGCGCCCUCAUCGAUAUAUAUAUACUUACCCGUCGAAAUCUAUCGAUAUCGAUAAAGGCGCUCGCGCCGGGCCCGCACUUAAAUCGCUGCUUAGACACUAAUAUGAAGCACGUCGAAAACUACCUCCGGCCAAGUGUACAAAACUGCGAUCCCUACGUUCCAGAGGGCGCCAUGAGCCCCCGCCAGUUCCAAGCCAAAGCGUCCCAGGAAGAAGUCGGUUCAGAACCGACCCGCCCCGCCUUACCAUAUUUAAAGUUAACUUUAACGCGAACACCGCAAAUCUACAACCAUAAAUCGUACGUACGC